ACGGGGGCUUGUCAGCAAAAAACCGUUCACAUUGCUAAUUAGGGGCUGCUAGCGUUAGCUUAUGUUAGCUAAAGCUACAGUAGUGAAAGCUGAAGCACUUCUGUCUUAUUUGUGUCUCACUAAAUCAGUCGUACACACAGCCCUGUCCAUCUUCUACCUGUGGACGUGUUGUUACGCUGUUUGUAUGCCCAAAACCAGCGUAAUGCGUUGUUAUCAACUGUCGUUGCUAACAACGGCUAACCUGGCUAGAGCUAACCCCACUGGGGAUACCGACCUGUCAAUCAACCCCGGUCUGACGUCAUUCCCAGGUCCAACGGGAUGCCAGCUCCGGAGCCGGUCCGGUUCGGUCGGAAGCGCGCCCUGCCCUCGUGCCCCAACCCGCUGUUCCUCAGGUGGCUCACCGAGCUCCGGGACGAGGCCAAAGAGAAGGGACUGAAGAUCCAGUACACCUACCAGAAGGCCAUCAGCUCUUUGAAUAAAUAUCCAUUACCGCUUCAAAACGCCAAAGAGGCAAAGAUCCUCCAGAACUUUGGAGACGGCAUCUGUAAAAUAUUGGAUCAAAAACUGCAACGAUACCUUAAAGAGAACGGCCCAGACGCUCCUGUUCACCGUCUCCCUGAAGGAGCACCCCGUCCUGGCAGACAGGACAACAACAGCCUGGCUCCUUCCAGAAAGAAAAAUGCAGCGGGGGAUCAAGGGAAAGACAAAGGAGGACGAGGAGGAGGAAGGAAGAAGAGAGAGUACGUACCCCAGAAGAGGUCUGGGGGUUAUGCUGUGCUGCUCACACUUUACAGGCAGUCCCAGAUCCCAGGUAGCAAAGGUUAUAUGUUUAAGAUGGAGCUACAAGCAGAAGCUCAGCGUCUCUGCGAUAAGUCUUUCACUGUUCCAGAUCUAGGCAGUAAGUACACUGCCUGGUCUUCAGUGAGCACUCUGAUUCAGAAGAACUUUGUGAUGAAGACCCACAACCCUGCAAGGUAUUCUCUGACAGAAGAGGGUCUGGCUUUGGCCGAGCGACUGGAGUCCAUAGAACAAGGGACUCAAGAUGGCCCGGAGGGGGACAGAGAAGAGGCUAGAAGUGAAGGAGAGGGGGACGCGGAGGAAGAGGACGGUGGUCCUGGGCUUGUGGACCUUACCGCUAGUGAUGAUGAUGACGAAGAAGAGAAGGAAGAAGACAGAAUACACCCCGCGGAGACGCCGACCUGCGUGGCCUUGCCAAGGAGGGACGUUGAUGGGAUGGGUUUAUCAGAAAAAACCCAGAAAUCACAUGCAGCGAGCAGAAAGCCGAAUGCAGCAUGUCUUCUGCCCGGAACUUAUGACAUUAUACUCUGUGUUGACUUCAUUGAGACAACUGGCGGCAGCAGCCACCGCAAGCAGGAGCUGGUCAAAGAGCUCCAGAGGAAUGGAGUGACCUUCGAUGUUAGGAAGCUAAACGUUGGAGACUUCCUGUGGGUGGCUCGAGAAAAGAUGGCACCUCUUCCAGGUCAGUUGCGUGCCCCUGCAGGCAGGGAGCUCGUCCUUGAUUACAUCAUCGAGAGGAAGAGGAUGGACGACCUGUGUGGGAGCAUCAUCGACGGACGCUUCAGGGAGCAGAAGUUUCGACUGAAGAGGUGCGGUCUUCGGAGACCCUGCUAUCUGGUAGAGGAGUGUGGCUCGGCUGCCUCCCACCUGAGUUUACCUGAAACCACGCUGCAACAGGCCAUAGUCAACACACAGGUAGUUGAUGGCUUCUUCGUGAAGAGAGUCCAGGACGUGAGGGAGUCGGCGGCCUACCUCACCGUCAUGACGCGCUACCUGACUAAACUGUACCAGAACUGUACGCUGGUCUGUCGGUCCAGAGAGCUGGAGGGGGAUGGAGGGAGCGAUGAGGAGGAGAGCGGGGCCCCCUCCUGCUCUCUCAUUUCUUUUGCAGAAUUCAACUAUGGAGCAAUCAAAAACAAGUGUCAGACGGUGAGGGAAGUGUUUGCCAGACAGUUGAUGCAGGUUAGCGGUUUGUCUGGAGACAAGGCCGCUGCUAUACUGGAGCAGUACAGCACUCCGCACAGUCUUCUGACAGCCUAUAAAAAGUGUGCAAGUGAAGCAGAGAAGGAGAAACUCCUCUCUUCCAUCCGAUACGGGAAGCUGAAAAGAAACCUGGGUCCAGCUCUGAGCAGAACUGUUUACCAGCUGUACUGUACUCAGGGAGCGCUUUCAUAGACGCACACGCUCACCGGUGAACGCUACUUCACUCAGUCACUUAUUUUCUGUCUUAAAGAUGGAUGCACACCCAAACUCACUCACCUCGUAAUGUUCAUUUUCGUCUCCUAUUUACUUGAAUAGAUUUAACUUGAUAGGGAUUUCCAUGUUUAUGUAAAUAUAAAAAAUGCUGAUUUAUUUUCUUUACUGUAACAUGUUGCUAGUUGUGGGAAGAAUUUCUCUUAAUGUAUCUGAUGAUACAUCAAUAAAUAUAAUUUAAAAUA
This is a messenger RNA of Etheostoma cragini (Arkansas darter), 2456 nucleotides long. RefSeq names its product MUS81 structure-specific endonuclease subunit (gene mus81). The record is from RefSeq and is a predicted model, not a curated record. Gene Ontology annotation, molecular function: 3'-flap endonuclease activity; crossover junction DNA endonuclease activity; DNA binding. Bases 319 to 2193 code for a protein of 624 amino acids. Gene Ontology annotation, biological process: mitotic intra-S DNA damage checkpoint signaling; double-strand break repair via break-induced replication; DNA catabolic process. The transcript is spliced from 17 exons. NCBI's taxonomy places the organism in Eukaryota, Metazoa, Chordata, Actinopteri, Perciformes, Percidae. Gene Ontology annotation, cellular component: Holliday junction resolvase complex; nucleus.